This is a messenger RNA of Nymphaea colorata (pocket water lily), 1487 nucleotides long. Its product is annotated as anthocyanidin-3-O-glucoside rhamnosyltransferase-like. Bases 49 to 1446 code for a protein of 465 amino acids. The record is from RefSeq and is a predicted model, not a curated record. The transcript has a single exon. Lineage: Eukaryota; Viridiplantae; Streptophyta; Magnoliopsida; Nymphaeales; Nymphaeaceae. Gene Ontology annotation, molecular function: UDP-glycosyltransferase activity.
GCUUCCUCAUACUAGUGUUCAAUACUUAGCAAGGGAAGGAGAAAGCAAAUGGGGAGUCUCGCCAUGGAGGGCGACAACCAUGACCAGCCACUUCAGGUGGUCAUGUUCCCAUUUCUAGCCUUCGGCCACAUCUUCCCUUUCGUCCAUCUCUCCAACGCCCUUGCUGCUAAUGGCAUCAACGUCACCUUCCUCACCUUUCCCUCCCUCGUCCCCAAGAUUCGCCUCUCCCUCGACUCUAACAUCCCCAUCCUCAGCUACAAACUUCCCCCCAUCAAUGGCCUUCCGUCCGACGUGUACAGCACGAACGGCUGCAGCGAGGUGCUGGUCGAGCUACUGAGGCAGGCAAUGGACAAGACAAGGCCACAGAUUGCUAAAAUACUCGCCAAACUCUCCCCUCAGGUCGUUGUCUUUGACUUCAUCCAAUGCUGGGUGCCGGAGGUGGCGGAGUUGCUGGGGAUCAAGUCCGUCUACUUUUGUGUCUUCAAUGCCAUCAACAUUGCUAGCACCAUCCUCUUCGGCUUGACACCUCACCAGAAGCCAUCGCUCUGGCGGCUGAGGCUGCCGCCGAGAGAGCUGCUCUCCGUCUACCUGAGGGUGAAGCCUUAUGAGGUACGUGGCAUGCUUUACAACGCCCACGUCUCCGGCUCAGAGGCCUCCAACUUCAAACGCCUGGUCUCCUCCGUGGCUUGCUGCGAUGCCAUUGCCGUGAAGAGCACCUACGAGAUGGAGGCGACUUCGAUUAAGUACCUGUCUUCUCAAUGCCGGAAGCCGGUGCUGCCCACCGGCGUGCUCCUGCCGAAGGCCCCAGCUGGAGACCUAGAGCCGAAGCUGGCCGAGUGGCUCAACAAGUUCCCAAAGGGCACAGUUGUUUUCUGCUCUUUCGGAAGCGAGUCCUAUCUGUCCAUGAUGCAGAUGAAAGAGCUGGUUGCGGGGCUCGAGAUGACUGGAUUCCCGUUUCUGGCUGUGCUGAACACUACCGCCGACGCGCCGAAGGAUAGGCAAGAGUUGGAGGCGGAGAUAGGAGAGAAGGCAGGAGGAAGGGGGAUGGUGUGCAGCGGGUGGGUAAACCAGCCACUCAUCGUGAAGCAUCAGGCAGUCGGCUGCUAUAUCAACCAUGGUGGCUGGAGCUCUAUAGCGGAGGCGGUGGAGGGAGGGUGCCAGUUGGUGAUGUUGCCGGUGAAGGGAGACCAGUACCUGAACACGAAGUUGAUGGUCAUGCAGCUUAGGGCAGCAGUGAAGAUCAACAGGAGAGCUUGGGAUGGGUGGUUCACCCGGAAGGCCGUAAGGAAAGCAGUGAGGACCGUAAUGGUUGAAGGUUCGAAGAAGGGGAAGGUGGUGAGAGCCAACAACUCCAAGUUGAGGGAGAUCCUUCAGCAGGAGGGGUUGCAGGAAGACUAUACGAAGGGCUUCAUAACCAUGCUCACGGAGUUGGUAGCUUCACAAUGAAUAUGGUCUAGUUCCCAUCACGUCCAUGCAUGCAUGGGAUC